AUGGGCUCGAUCAAUCAAAGGAACGAUGGGCAACCACCAGAUGAACAUGCGAGAAGUGAAAGUGAUCACUUCAUCCCAGAAGCAUUAAGCAGCCUUGAAACGGUCGAACAGCGCCAAGUGUUGGACAUCGUGUCUCAGCUUCGAAAAUGUGGAUUAAAUAGCGUCUUGUCAUUGCCACAAAUAGUAGUUUGCGGUGAUCAAUCAGCCGGUAAAAGUUCGGUAUUAGAGGCAUUGACUGAAAUACCCUUUCCACGGAAAGAUAAUUUAUGUACAAGGUAUCCAACUGAGAUUAUAUUGAGACAAGGAAAGUCAGAUUCACUCCAGAUUAGAGUGAUUCCUGACCCCGAACGCUCUGUGGAAGAGCAAAAGUCUAUCAGGGAAUUUAGGGAAAACAUUACGAGCUUUGAGGAGUUGCCCAAGGUUAUGGACAAAGCCACAGAGAUUAUGGGCAUUAAUAAGGUGAAUGGCAGUGGUAUUGAUCUUCGGCAGGCCUUUGCGCGUGAUGUGCUCAGUGUCGAGAUAGAAGGGCCAAAUCGCCCUCAGCUCACGGUCGUUGAUCUGCCUGGAAUCGUACAGUCGCAGACUAAAGAUACAUCACAGGCAGACGUCCAAUUGACUGUCGAAAUAACCGAGUCGUAUAUUUCCCAACCACGUACUAUUUGCUUAGCUGUUAUUUCCGCAACGAACGAUUAUGCCAACCAACCAAUUCUCAACAAAGUUCGUCAAUUUGAUCCCAAAGGCGAACGUACUUUGGGUAUUAUUACAAAACCAGAUCGGCUGCAUCCUGGCUCGGAAACUGAAGACGCCUUUCUUCGCUUAGCAAAAAACGAAGAUAUAUAUUUCACAUUAGGAUGGCAUAUUCUCAAAAAUCGAAGCUACGAAGAAGCCGAGUUUUCAAUUCAGGAAAGAAAAGAUUCCGAGUCAAAGUUUUUUCGACAAUCACGAUGUGGAACACUUUCCCCUGCGCAUAUAGGUAUCAGCAGCCUUGUAGACCGUCUGAGCAAAAUGUUAUUUUCGCAUGUGCAGCAAGCGCUCCCGUUGCUUCACGAGGAGCUGGAUGAAGCUCUCGGCAGGAUCAACAAGGAAUUGGCAGCUAUACGAGAACCCCGAGCUUCUCCAGAUGAAUGCAAGAUAUUCCUAGCUCAAUUGGCAUUGAAUUUCUAUGAAGUCUGCAAAGCUGCCGUCAAUGGCCAUUAUGAGGACAGUUACUUCAGAUAUAACGGCAAAGGGUCGCCUCUUCAAGCUCUGGCCCUAAGUCGACGUUUACGUGCUGAGAUCCAGCUUCUCAAUCAAAAGUUCGCAGAAGACGUACGCCAAAAAGGACACAAGUACCAUAUAAACGGCCUGCGGGGUGUUUCUUCAGAUGCGGAGCAAACGGUCCCACAGAAUGUCGAUGAAGUACCUUCGGAAAGUGAAGGGGAGACCGGGAUCAAGACCCCAGGUGAAUUGAAAUCCCACAUCAAACUCAUGUUGCCUGAAACAAUGUCACACCGGAAAGCAAUGAAGUGGGUGAACGAUGUAGUUGUUAGAACGAGGGGGCGAGAGUUACUCGGCAACUUCAAUCCUCUCGUGAUUGCAGAGUUGUUUUGGGAACAAUCCUCUAAAUGGGACGUCUUUGCAAAGGAACAUAUUGAUCAGGCAUCGAGUGCGUGCCAGCGUUUCUUGAAACAUGCCCUUGAUAGCAUGGCACCUCGAGACAUCUUCCAUCGACUUUGGCCGCGAAUUCUAGGAGAUUUGACAACAAAACGCCAGCAUGCAACAGAUGAGCUUGAGAAAAUACUCAAAGAUAUUCGAAGCUAUGUGAUCAAUUACAACCAUUACUAUACCGACAUUAUUAAGAAAUCUCGUUACGAAAGAAGAAGGGCCCAGAUGCAGAAAUGUAUCGAGAAAGCCACGCGAAACAAAAAGGUUUCCGGAUCGAAAACGGACCAGACCUAUACUGACCUUGAUCUAAAUCAUCUACUGAGCCUCUAUUCAGAACGCAUCGACCCAAACAUGGAUGAUCAUAGUUCUGAAGAAAUCCUUGAUUGUCUACUUGCAAUAUACAAAGUGAACCAGAAAAUAUUUAUCGCAAAUGUUACUAUACAGGUUAUCGAACGUCAUGUGUUGCAGGGCUUGGAGGAAAUUUUCUGCCCAUUGAUUGUUGCAAAUAUUUCCGAUGCUGAUGCAGUUGCUCUAGCAUUAGAGCCUGCGGCCACUACGAAACAGCGAGACUAUCUAAGUGGUAGGCUUGCAAAGCUCAAACAGGGACGCGAAAUCUUGCGAGAAUUCACGUCUAUCUGA
Talaromyces marneffei is the source of this 2283-nucleotide messenger RNA. RefSeq lists its product as uncharacterized. Gene Ontology annotation, molecular function: GTPase activity; GTP binding; microtubule binding. Lineage: Eukaryota; Fungi; Ascomycota; Eurotiomycetes; Eurotiales; Trichocomaceae. The transcript has 3 exons. The coding region runs from base 1 to 2283 and encodes 760 amino acids. The record is from RefSeq and is a predicted model, not a curated record. Gene Ontology annotation, cellular component: microtubule; membrane; cytoplasm.